AUGGCUGAUAUUAAUAGUCUCGUCAUUGCAAGUGUUAUUGUUGUGCUUCUGUAUCUCUUGUUGUCUAUUGGCAAGAGAGACUCACGCCUACCUCCUGGACCACCAACCCUUCCAAUAAUUGGGAACAUUCAUCUGAUUCCUAAAGCACAGCCAUUUCUUAAAUUCACUGAACUCUCUAAGAUCUACGGUGGACUAUUUACCCUCAAAGUUGGGCCAAGAACUCUAGCCUUCAUCACUGACAGAAAGAUUGCUCGCGAAAUCUUUGACAAGAAAAGCUCUAUCUCCAGCAACAGACCCCCGAUGUACGUGGCUAAUGAACUCAUUGGAGGACACGAUCAUCCUCUUAUUGUGCCCUAUGGCAUGAAAUGGCGCACAAAUCGAAGAAUUUAUCAUAAACACUUUACCGAGAAGGUUGUUGAGAAUGAUUACAUGGAGAUUGUACAUGCAGAGUCUGCUCAGAUGCUUAGGGAUUUUGUGCUUGAUUCUGAACAUUAUAUGGAUCAUCCAAGGCGGUUUGGGAAUAGUAUCAUGACUAGUAUCAUGUAUGGUGUGCGAGCAUCCACCGUCGAUGCACCUCACAUGUAUCGCGUUUUUGACACCAUCGAGCACUUUGAAGAGAUCAUCCAGCUCGGAGCCACACCUCCAGUUGACGUCUUCCCAUUCCUUAAAUACAUCCCUGAAUGUCUGCUUGGAAACUGGGUCUCACGAGCCAAACACGUCAAACGCAUCAUGCUAGCCACCUAUACUGCUGGCAUUGAUCAUAUCAAAAACCGCAGAAAGAGACUUGGAGCUCGCAACACGUUCAUUGACCAGUUGCUUGAUGAUGAGAAGUUGGGGCUCGGUACUCAUCGACUCGGGUUUCUGACAGGUGCGAUUACAGAAGCUGGCUCGGAUACGACUGCUACCAUGAUAUUGUGCUUUAUGCAGGCCAUGGUCAAAUGGCCCGAGUUUCAGCGCAGAGCUCAGAAACAGAUUGAUGCCGUCGUAGGCGAGGAUCGGACACCGACCUGGGCUGAUUACAAGGAUCUUCCGUAUGUAAUGGCUAUUGUCAAGGAAUGUAUGAGAUGGCGACCUGCUACUCCUGCGGGGGUUCCACAUUAUCUUGAUGAAGAUUACUGGAUCGACGGCAAACUCCUACCCAAAGGCACAACUCUGAUCCUCAACGUUUGGGGCAUCCACCACGACGAAGCCGUCUUCCCCGAUCCAGACACCUUCAACCCCGAGCGCUACCAAGACAAAACCUUACUCGCCGCGCAAUACGCCAAUUCAUCCGACUACGCAAACCGUGACCACUACGGCUACGGAGUCGGCCGUCGCAUCUGUCCCGGCCUUCAUCUCGCAGAUCGAAACAUGUUUGUCGCUAUGGCAAAGCUGCUUUGGGCAUUCAAUUUUGAGAAGUUCAUUGAUCCUGUUACGGGCGAGGUCGCUGAGCCUGACUCGGAUAUUGUGACGGGGUACGACAGUGCCGGACUUGUUAUGGCGGCUCAUCCAUUCAAGUUAACUAUUACACCACGAUCUGAAGCGAGAUGUGAGACUAUCAUGCGUGAGUUUUCACAGGCUGAGAGCGACGUGUUUGCAAAGUACGAUGAUAAAAUGGAUGAAUGA
Messenger RNA from Talaromyces marneffei, 1605 nucleotides. RefSeq lists its product as uncharacterized. Bases 1 to 1605 code for a protein of 534 amino acids. Gene Ontology annotation, molecular function: oxidoreductase activity, acting on paired donors, with incorporation or reduction of molecular oxygen; heme binding; monooxygenase activity. The transcript has 5 exons. The record is from RefSeq and is a predicted model, not a curated record. NCBI's taxonomy places the organism in Eukaryota, Fungi, Ascomycota, Eurotiomycetes, Eurotiales, Trichocomaceae.